AUGUCGCAAGGAAGAAGACCCACUACCAGGGCACAGACCAGAGCAGAACCUACUCAGACGGCCACACCCCCAUAUUAUGCAAGAAGUCACCCGCAGCUAAUACCCAGAACCCAACACAAUCCCCUGGUCGUGGAAGAAGUCAUCUACAACAAACAAGACUUUGAAGAAUUUGCCGCAGAAGGCCAACCAGUGCCACAUCCCACACCUCAGAUACUUCCCCCUGCACCCAACCCAUCUCCCAUUCCACCAACUAGCACCAUGUCCAACGCCACAGCACCCAAACCCACCAAGUUUGGACAAAUAGACGAUUUCAAUGGAAUGCCCGACCAAGCCAACGGCUGGAUGUUGUCAGCCAAAGCAUACUUUGACGUAAACGACGCCAUUUACAACUCCGACAAAAAGAAGGUCUUCAAAGCCCUCUCCCACAUGAAGGAGGGAGCCGCCCUAGCAUGGAAAGAGACCAAACUGACGGAAUACACCAGAUUGGGCAAAUACCCGAAAUGGGCAGACUUCGAAACCGACUUUAACGGAACAUUCAUUACAGCGGAUGUAAAGGGAGCAGCCAGUGCGGCCCUUAUGACAAUGAAAAUGGAAACAGGAGAAAUGGCAGUAAAGUUUAACUCCCGUUUUAUGGUAGAAGCGGGAAAAAGCGGCUUGAACAACGAAGGACUAAUCAUGAACAUUGCAGGAUGGAUGAGCACUGGAAAGAAAGGAGAAAAGAAGAGAGAAGAAAAAGGAGGAAGAAGCCAAUCAUCCUCGGCAAAAUGUUUAACCAAAGAUGAAGAAGACUCACUCAAAAGAGAAGGGCAAUGCUUUAUAUGCAAAGAACAAGGACACAUCUCGCGGUUUUGCCCGGAUAAAAGGAAAGGAAAACAGCCGGAACAAAAAAUUUGUACCGCCAAAGUCACAGGAAAAGAAGACACAGAGACUGUGGUAGAAGAUGGAAAAGGAAUUUCCCACAUCCUCAAAAUGUGGAGAGAACUUGGAGAAGCCGAUCGCGCCUCUGCCAUUGACAAAUUAGAAAAAGACGGUUUUUGA
Molecule: messenger RNA, 1038 nt
Organism: Serpula lacrymans var. lacrymans S7.9
Lineage: Eukaryota; Fungi; Basidiomycota; Agaricomycetes; Boletales; Serpulaceae
Exons: 4
Coding region: 1-1038 (345 amino acids)
Molecular function (GO): nucleic acid binding; zinc ion binding
Source: RefSeq, a predicted model, not a curated record